GACUGCGAAUUCAGGUCACUUGCUCUCGUUCUUUGUGCCCUAGGGAGCUUUGCUAACUAACUAAUGCUUUGAAUUGUUGGUGCUGGCUCUUGUGGGCAAUAGACUAUGGGAGACAAAUCAAGUAGUAAUUCUGCUUCCCCUCGAAAGCUAAUGAAAUUUUCGCCUAAAGUCCCCCCUCGCAAACCACCACCAACUGUUACAGCAAAAACGGAUCCACUGGAUGAUGCCAGCAUUAAGAUAGAUAGUGAGCUGAUGAAGAAACUCAGGGCUCAUGAAAGUUCUGGGAGAAAAUUGUCUAAGGUGCCUAGGAAAACUGAACCAACAGUAACAUUUGGACACACGGACAAUUCAAUGCAUGCUAGAUCAUUUGGGAACCCAGGAGUCAAUGCUGAUGAAAGAAGAUAUCAAGUUCCCACAUUCAGUGUGCAAACAAUGAGUGCUUUGCCUGAUCGUGAUGACCUAGGUCAAUCAGCUUCUGGCAUGUCAUUUGACGUUUCUGGAGGCAUGGCUGAUGAGAUGAAUAGUCAAGAUGGUGGAGAGAAGUUAGCCCGAAAACAAGGGAAGAAACAUGUGGACCCUUGGGAUAUGAACUCUUAUUAUCCUAUUACCCUUCCUUUGAGAAGGCCAGAUUUCAGAAUUCCAGAAAUUCUAGAUGAAGAGGAGUUUGGGAAGGCUUCGGAAAGUUCAGUUGAAGAUACAAACAAGAUUAGACCAGCUGAGACUCUUGGUUUGAUGGAGAGAUCUGAUGAAGCCAGGCUGCUCUUUUUCCAGCUUCCGGCAUCUCUUCCACUGGAGAAGAAAUCUGCCAGUCAGAAAGAUGGUGGUGGCCGCAUCUUGCAAGACCUCCCUUCUGGUCUCAUGGGGAAAAUGUUGGUGUAUCGGAGCGGCAUUGUCAAGAUGAAAUUGGGAGACGUCCUCCUCGAUGUGUCUCCAGGCGUAGAUUGCAUUUUUCCUCAGGAUGUUGCGGCCAUCAACAUGGAUGAGAAGCAUUGCUGCAUCGUAGGCGAGAUUAAUAAGCGCGCUGUUUUAAGUCUGGACAUGGACUAUCUGUUGAAUGCUAAAAUCAAUUCAGAUUGAUGAAGGCCAUUGUUUCAAUGGCAUCUUCAUUUUGUGCAAAGUGGUAGAAAGACCAGUUUUACUGUCUGCACAGAUGACAAAUUCUGACUUGUAAAGCAUGACAUGUAGAACUUCUGAACUCAAAUCAUACCAUGUUAAUCUUUAUGGUAUUUGUACAAAAGGAGAUUGAGUUAUAAAUUUCUCAGUUGCGUUCAA
Molecule: messenger RNA, 1272 nt
Organism: Dioscorea cayenensis subsp. rotundata (Guinea yam)
Lineage: Eukaryota; Viridiplantae; Streptophyta; Magnoliopsida; Dioscoreales; Dioscoreaceae
Exons: 12
Coding region: 106-1077 (323 amino acids)
Biological process (GO): transcription by RNA polymerase III
Cellular component (GO): RNA polymerase III complex
Molecular function (GO): DNA binding
Source: RefSeq, a predicted model, not a curated record